UCCAGCUUCGUUGUUUCAUUACGAAGAGUUUCGGUUUUAUUGGAAUUUCAUUCUAUGAGUGACAUAAGUAACAGUUGCAAUUUUUCACCCGAGCUCUUGAUCCGAGUGCGGUGUAUUCAGAGUUUGUUUCUGAGACGGCGAUUGUAGUCAAUCUGUAUGCAACUGUUACGCGUUACCUCGACUAUGUCUUACCAAGGAUCACCAUAUUCGGGCCCGGGUGACGACUAUGAUUUCGAAGACGAUGGGUACGACGAUUUAGAUGAAUAUAGGGAUCAAGAGGACCCAUUGCCACCACCUCCAGUCGACGAUAGCGAUGAAGACACAGAAGAAGCAAGUGAGACAGACAUACCCAACAAUGAUGAGCCAGUGGAGAUCAAGGAACAAAUGUAUCAAGAUAAGUUAGUAAAUCUAAAAAAGCAGCUACAGCAGUUAGAAGACGGAGUGCAUCCAGAGUUCCUUAGGAGGGUGAAAAGGCUGGAACAUCAGCUACAUGAGAGAUUAAGGCUCAACAAGAUUUACAAAGAUCACAUGCAUGAUGUGGUAGAAAGAGAAUAUAUAUCAGAGAAGAAGGCAGCGGCAAAGGAGUUUGAAGAGAAGAAAGUAGAAUUAAGAGAGAAUUUACUCAAUGAUUUUGAAGAUAAGAGAAAAAUGAUUGAAAAUGAAAGGCAUAGUAUGGAGCUAAAUGGUGAUUCAAUGGAGGUUAAGCCAGUAAUGAAACGGAUAUUGCGGCGGCGCGCUAACGAGCCUGCGCCGGCGCCGGAGAAGCGACGCAAGCCGUUGGCUACCACACUCACAUACCAGCUGGACGAGCGCGAUGUGGAGGCUGACCUGCGAGCUAUCGCGCGUCAUGCUCCUUCACCACCAAGACAUGCUCCCGCACAUAACAACCAACCGAGAAAACAUCAUAACUCUACCAGCUCGACGUGCGCGGGUGAGUCUCCGGUGCGCGAGGGUGAGGCGACGGAGGCUCGUGUGGAGGACGGCAAGUUGUGGUACGAGCGGCGCUGGUUCCACCGCGGACAGAGUGUCUACGUGGAAGCCAGGGGCCGAGAGAUUGGCCGCUUCGCUGGUCAUAUACACGCCAUCACCGAUGAAGCGAUAUGGGUGAAGAAAACGAAUCUAGAGCGCGUUAGGAUAUACGUGUCUCAGUUAGCUCGGGGAAAAGUGACGUUAAAGAGACGUGCAUCGUAACUAAGUGUGUAUACUGUGCAAGACUGUUCUGUAUAUAGUUUAUAUACUAGUUGUGUAUCAGUGAAAUGGGUUAUAAAUGAAGAAUGGAUGUGCAAAGGAUACCUUGAAAGCAUCGCGGAUGAACAUAUUAUCAGGUAAUGUAUAUCAGAUAAAUAUGUGCCACCUUUCAGUUGUGAAUGCUGUCUAUUUGAUAUUUGUAUAGGCAGAUUAUAAGCGAAUUUCAUAUUAGAUAAAUUCAUUUACAAAGUGAUUUGUUAUAUAACUUUCUAAAGAUUUAUUGGCUGUUAUUUUUGUGUUGCUAAUAAAGUAUAAUUCACUAAUAAUGCAACUACCAAUUUUUACAAAGUGUUGAAUUAUUAAAACGUCAUAUUAUGAAUGAAUUUAUCCAAUAUGUUAUUUACUGACUCUAAACAGUUUACUUAAGGUGGGUAUAGAUUAGAGCAUUUACUUGUAACAAAACAACGAGCCGUUCUAUGAUAUGUUGGUGUUAG
This is a messenger RNA of Papilio machaon (common yellow swallowtail), 1682 nucleotides long. RefSeq names its product sin3 histone deacetylase corepressor complex component SDS3. Bases 157 to 1191 code for a protein of 344 amino acids. Gene Ontology annotation, cellular component: Sin3-type complex. Gene Ontology annotation, molecular function: histone deacetylase binding. Gene Ontology annotation, biological process: negative regulation of transcription by RNA polymerase II. Lineage: Eukaryota; Metazoa; Arthropoda; Insecta; Lepidoptera; Papilionidae. The transcript is spliced from 7 exons. The record is from RefSeq and is a predicted model, not a curated record.